UGAAUAGAGAAAGGAAAAGUAUCCAUUUCCAUUGGUGUACUUGCAUUGCAAUUCCUUCUCUGUCUUUCGAGCUUUCUUCAAAGCCAAUGGCAGAAGCUGUGCUCUUUGGUAUUGCUGAAAGGAUCAUUGGUAGACUGGGUUCUGCAGCUGUACAAGAGAUUGGCUCUCUCUGGGGUGUAGAAGAAGAGCUUCAAGAACUCGAAAACACCAUUUCAACAAUCAAGGAUGUGCUUCUUGAUGCAGAGGAGCAGCAGGCCCAUAACCGUCAAGUUAGGAACUGGCUUAAAAGGCUUGAAGGUGUAGUUAAUGAUGCUGAUGACUUGUUGGAUGUGUUUUCAACUGAAGCUUUGCGAAGAAGUCUGUUGCCCGGAAACAAUUUGGGCAAGCAGGUGCGUACUUUCUUUUCAUCCUCCAACCAAAUUGCUUUUCGGUUGAAGAUGGCUUCCAAAUUAAAAGAUCUGAAGAAGAAAAUUGAUGUCAUUGCAGCGGAUAGAAUCCGCUUCAAUUUGAUGGAAAGUCGUGAACAAACAGUUAGUGUUGUUAGUAGAGUGAGAGAUCAGACUCACUCAUUUGUACCUCGUGACGAGGUUAUUGGGAGGGAAGAUGAUAAAACGGCAAUCAUUGAACUUUUGUUGGACUCCGAAGUCAAAGGAAAUGUGCCAGUCAUUCCUAUAGUUGGUAUUGGAGGACUGGGAAAAACUACACUUGCUCAACUAGUUUUCAAUGACCAAAGAGUCCAACAACAUUUUGAGUUGAGGAUGUGGGUGUGUGUCUCUGAUGUUUUUGAUGUGAAACUGUUGGUUAGGAAAAUCGUUGAAUCUGCAUGUAAUAAGAGUCUAGCAAACAUUGAGAUGGAAAGGUUGCAAAAAGAGGUUCGAGAACAAAUAAAUGGAAAGUGUUACCUCCUUGUUCUUGAUGACAUAUGGAAUGAGAAUCGUCAAAAAUGGCUUGACCUAAAAAAAUUAUUGACAAAUGGUGCAGAGGGGAGUAGAAUAGUAGUUACAACUCGAAGUAAGAAAGUUGCGAAGAUUACAGGAGGCACUAUGCAUCCAUAUGAACUAGGAGUUUUGGACGAAAACCAGUCUUGGUCUUUGUUUAAAAAAAUGGCUUUUGAGGAAGGAAAAGAGCCAACUAACAAUGAUGUGAUGGAAAUUGGGAUGAAGAUUGUAAAGAAGUGUGGAGGAAUUCCUCUUGCAUUAAAGACAAUUGGAAGCAUGUUGUACUUCAAAAAUCCAGAGACGGAGUGGUGGUCCUUUGAUGAAAAUGAACUGCCAAACAUAUCUCAAGAAGCAGAAGAUAUUAUCCCAACAUUUAAAUUGAGUUAUGAUCAUCUCCCAUCACAUUUGAAGCAUUGUUUUGCUUAUUGCAGCUUAUUCCCUAAAGACCAUGAGUUUUAUGUACAAAAUCUAAUAAAACUGUGGACAGCACAAGGGUUUGUUUUUAAGACAUCAAAUUCAAACCUAUGUUUGGAGGAUGUAGGUCUCGAGUAUUUUACGGAUUUACUUUGGCGGUCUUUCUUCCAAGAGGCUGAAUUAGAUGAGUUGGGAAGCAUAACAAAGUGCAAAAUGCAUGAUCUCAUGCAUGAUCUUGCAAAGUUAGUCACAGGGACGGAGUGCACUAUGCUUGGUUCAGAUGGAGAUGAUAUUAUCAAAGAAACACAUCAUGUUUCAUUUGACAUUCAAUUGAAUUCAACCAAGGAUUUCCAAACUUCAUUGGCUCAUCCAAGCAAGAUUCGUACAAUUCUUCUGUUCAAGGCAUAUUAUGACUCAGGUCCUCUCCUGUUUUCUCCUGUGAAUGUGAAAAUCCAUGAUUCUUUUAUUUCCAAUGUUAAGUUCCUACGCACAUUGGAUUUGCAUGAUUUAGGGAUUGAGAAAUUGACAAAUGCUAUUGGCAACUUAAAGCAUUUGAGAUAUCUUGAUCUUUCUAAGAAUAGACACAUGAAGAAACUGCCAGAUUCUAUUACCAAGCUGCACAAUUUGCAUACACUAAAACUCUCCGUUUGUAUCAGACUCCAAGGUCUGCCAAGUGACCUUGGGAAACUAGUCAAUCUCAGACAUCUUGAGAUUGAUGGGUGUGAAGGUUUGGCUUAUCUGCCACGUGGGCUGAGUCAGCUGACCAAUCUUCAGACAUUAACAGAUUUUCCAUUAACCAGAGGAAAAGGUGCUGAGCCAAACGAACUAGCAAGACUAAACAACUUGAGAGGAAGGCCUCUUAUCAACCAUUUGAGAUAUGGACAAGAUUUUAGUGUGGACUACAAUGCUGCCAAUUUGAAGGAAAAACAGUACGUGCAGGCCUUAUCUUUAAGUUGGUGUUCAGAUGUAGAAGCUGGGAGCACAGAGCCUGCUGGUUUUGAAGAAUCAUUGGAAGGCCUCCAGCCACAUCCAAAUCUCAAGGAAUUGAACUUAUGUUAUUAUAGGGGAAUCGGAUUUGGUAGUUGGCUUCCUUCACUCACCAAAUUGAUCUCAUUUAGAUUGUGGAGAUGCAGUGAAUGCCAAAAUCUGCCACCAUUGAAUCAGUUUCCAUCACUGAAGGUAUUGUCUGUGGAGGAGUUGCCUGCUUUGGAGUAUAUUUCAAACGAGGAUGAUGCUUUCAGAUGCUCAUCAUCAAAUACAUUUUUACAAUCCCUCCAAAAACUCCACCUUAUCAAAUUACCUAAUUUAAAGGGAUGGUGGAGGGAUGUAGUCAAUAUUCAACAAAAUAACAUGUUGCCUUCAUUUCCUUCUCUUUCUACAUUGAUUAUUGAAGAAUGUCCUGAGCUCACAUGCAUGCCACUUUACCCAAAUUUGGAAGAACAGUUGGUUCUCAGAAAUACUAGAUGGAUGCCAUUUGAACAAACGAUGAAGAUCGUUGCAAGACCAUGUGUAUCAAUAACAUCAGCAACAGGGGGAACAACAUCACCAUCAUCGUCGUUAUCAUCAACUUCCAGCUCCUCUCCUCUGGCCAAGUUGAAGGCUCUGCAUAUUGCUUGCAUCGAGGAAUUAGAAUCUCUCUCAAAUUUGAGUAGCUUCAUUUCUCUCAAGUACCUGAAGGUUGAGAACUGUUCUAAUUUGAAGCAAUUGUCUCCUGGUAUUCAACAUCUUGCCUCGCUUCAAGAGCUGUUGAUUUCCAACUGUCCUAAAGUAGAGUAUCUGUGCAAUGAAGAUGCUGCUAUCUGUACCACCCUGCAAAAACUCCAAAUUCUUCGGUGUGAUAGUUUGAUUGCUAUUCCAGAGUGCAUUUGCAAUCUCAGAUAUCUUAAAGAAUUGGAGAUUCGGGAAUGCCCCAAUUUGACAUCGGUGCCCCAAGGGAUACGCAACCUGUCCUCUGUCCAAAAACUGAAGAUUGACUUUUGA
Molecule: messenger RNA, 3332 nt
Organism: Ziziphus jujuba (common jujube)
Lineage: Eukaryota; Viridiplantae; Streptophyta; Magnoliopsida; Rosales; Rhamnaceae
Product: putative disease resistance protein RGA4
Exons: 1
Coding region: 87-3332 (1081 amino acids)
Biological process (GO): defense response to other organism
Molecular function (GO): ADP binding
Source: RefSeq, a predicted model, not a curated record